AUGCUUUCCAUAAUUGAAACUAAUAUCCGCGUGUCUUACGUUAUUUACAAUAAUUUAAUGCGGUUUUUUUGAAUAUUGUGAUUAGAAAAUGAGUGUGACAAAGUUUUUAAAAUUUAUUAAUUUAUCUAGGAUUAAUGAUUCCAAAGAUUUUCUUGGUAUUUCUCCUGGUGGUAGUAAUGGAAGUGUAAUAAUUACAUUGAGUAGAAAUAUUGUUAUUGUUGUUAAGAUAUCCACGCAACAACAGAUUUGUAGCUGGUCGACGCAAGAAAAAUUGUCUUCAAAAGUUAUCUUUGACAAUUCAAGUAACAAAUAUGUAGGAAUCUUCGGAAACCGAUAUAUUCGUUGUUGGGACGCCUCUGUUACUGAUAUAAAUUCGAUAAAAAAAUUUAAGUUGCAGAAAUAUGUUGUGGAUAUCAUACCAAGCAAAGACGAACCAAUAAUUCUUUAUAGUGACGGCUAUUGGGAUCGACUUUCAAAAGCUCUUUCAUUACUAAGAGAAUCACAUUCUAUUCCUGAUUCAUCGGAAACCGCACAUCAAAAAUGUGGUAACAUUAAGGACGCAAAUACAAAUUUUUGUAUUGAUGGAGAACAAGUUCUAACCUAUUUUGUACCAUCUGGAGACAGUAAGGAAAUAGAACUUGUAAUUAUGCCAUUAAAAAGUGGUGGAAAAAGAAAGAGUUUAAAAAUUGGGCGAAAGGACAUUACAGCCAGUUUAUCAGGUUAUGCUAUAGUUGAAGGAGAGAAUAAUUGUGUAUUGCUAACAAUUUGGUCAGACCGCAGACUAUUUCUACUUAACCUAGAUGAAUGCAUGGAAUCGGAACAUUCUCCGGGCAAUUUCGUAGCCGUUAUUUCAACACUUAACGUUGAUUCUCCACUAUCGAUUUUAGGAAUAGCUAAGAAUUGCGUAGCAAUUUAUGGUGCAAAUAAUAAUCAAGAAGGCGCUUCGUUAUUAUUAUAUAAUACACAGUUCAAAGUAGUCAAAGCACAACAGUAUUUUAAAGUGUUCUUCGAUUCUUCUCGCAUUUGGAUAAUUGACGACAAUAUUCUGUUAGCUAUGGGUCAAAAUUUAUCUGUUGUAACAUACCGCAUGCCCCAAGAACUUUUGGUUGAUUUACUUGGAACUUAUCAUUGUGAAAACCCCAUUAGAAUUGAAGGUGAUCUUAUAAAUGAGGAGGAUUAUCUUCAAUCUAUUUGCUCAUAUAAAGAAAAUGUAUCCCCUGUGAACACAAGUAACUAUGAGUCCCUUACGAAUAUUCAAGAUUAUAGAAAUCAUCUUCCAACAUCCCAUGACACUUCAUACAAUUACUAUGAUUUAAGAGAAAAAAGUAAGCCGUUUAUAAAAGUUGAUCAAGGGAAAUGCUUUCUAAAUAAUACAAUUACUGUGCAGGAAUCGAAAUUGGAAACAGAUCUAAUCAACAGAACACUAUUUGAGUUUUUUAUUCAUCAAUUAGAAAAUUAUGGAACUACUAAAGAAGAAGUUUCAGAAAAACUUCUUUUUUUGUUGGAAAAAUGCGGGGCCACUUCUAAAAUGACGAGCUUAUUAAGUCGAUUGUCAAGCGCGCCUUUAUCUGUAUUUGCUAAGGUUUUUUUCUCUAUUCUUAUGAAAAGGAGUUCCAACUCUACAUACGAAAGUUUUACUGCAGCCAUGUUAAGAGCGUGUUGUCUUGAAACCGGCAUUCAACCAUUACAAGCUGCUAAAAUUAAUAAUUUUAGAAGUGAUUUGAGUUCAUUUGAUUUGAUAUUCCUACUUGAUUACUUUUAUAAUCAACUUAGCCAACUAUCAACGUCAUCCUCCGAAAUCUGCAAUAUGAAAUUAGAAAUGAGAAUCUUUUAUUGGUUUGAUAUUUUGCUAAAUGCAUAUUUUCAGCAGCUGCUAUUGUCAAAGGAUAAUAAAGUAUUUGAAUUACUUUUAAAGUGGGCGGAUUUAAUUUCUUCAUACCGAAAUCAAAUAAAAAUGCUGGAAGACUUAGAAACACGACUUUAUAAUCUUGUCCAAAAAGAAUACUUUGUAGAAAAUUCAAACUCCUUUCUGUGGUACAGCAUUGAAGAUUUAUGUUUUUGAAAUAAUUACCGAGUUAGAGAAAUGUUUUAAAUUUCUUUAAUGUAUGUUAAAUGUUUUAAGUUUCUUUGAAUUGCGUAAUAAGACCAACUCUUCAGCAAACUAUAUUUUACAACAAGAGUUUACCAUCGUCUUUUCGAGAUUUAUUUAAAAAAAUUUUCGUCAACGAUAAAAAUAAUAAAAUAUACUGAAUCUUUAUACUGUUAGCUUUGUAUUAAGAUAAUUGUAUAAGUCAAACUGUUUUGAAAAUAAACAAAUUUGUAGUAAUUUUGUACUAGUAAAUGUUACAUUAAUUAAUUAACAAUAAAGAAGUUGUGCGAUAAAUUUGGUGGCCA
Bactrocera neohumeralis is the source of this 2394-nucleotide messenger RNA. RefSeq lists its product as uncharacterized. Gene Ontology annotation, molecular function: RNA binding. The transcript is spliced from 4 exons. Bases 89 to 2062 code for a protein of 657 amino acids. The record is from RefSeq and is a predicted model, not a curated record. Gene Ontology annotation, biological process: maturation of SSU-rRNA. Gene Ontology annotation, cellular component: nucleolus; nucleus. NCBI's taxonomy places the organism in Eukaryota, Metazoa, Arthropoda, Insecta, Diptera, Tephritidae.